CCAACUCCCAAUGUUAAAGUGCCUAGGAUAGAACAAGGGUUAAAGCAGAGGUUUUAAGCUGCUGUCCUUGAGAGCCGGUGCCCUCCAUGUUUUUAAACAAACCUGCUUUUGUAGCUUCUAUUGGCAAAACACACCUGGUUCAGGUCAUCAGCAGCAGGUGGAGGCAGGGUUUUUGAAAACCAGCAUGCCGGCCCUCAAGGCCUGGAGUCUGACACCACAAGCUUUGAAAAUCUCAAAGGAACAGCAUCAAAAACAACAGAAAAGUAUUUCACAAAGACAGGAAUUUGACUGUGUUGAAUGAAUUCAACACAACCCUACUGGCUAAAUAUCUAACUAAGCGUUUGUACGUUAUGCAUUUGUUCUUAUAAUAUUUCAAAUGUGGAACAAGGCAACAGAAAAUUGACGCUCGUAAAUCUUGGACCAUGCCAGCGGUAUCUGUUUAUAAAAAGAAGAAUGCGCCUUGACAGUCUUGUAAGAACAGAGCAGUAAAAAGCUGUGGUGUCUCCAUCAAGAAAAAAAAGUUAUUUGCUUCAAUGAGAGAUGUUUCAGAAACAGUCUAAGCCAACUUUUUCUUAAAUCCUACAGUGAAUCCAUCACCAUUAAAUUCAUCCAUUAGAACAGAUCUCCUGAAACGAGAGCUAUUUUUCUAUAACAACAGUUUUCCAUGUGAAGUUCCUCAUACUUUUGGGGUUUUAGGUUCUGAUUAGAGACUGUAUUUAAGAACUGGACAACGUGAGUGUGAUGUCACCCAUGAAAAAUGACUUACCGGUAGUACUUCCAUCUCCAACCAAAUGAAGUCAUUUCAGCCGCUGUUUUUUUGCGAUACGGACACCGCCAUGUUGGAACCAGACAACAUCAGUAACCAGUGAUUGAUGUGAGUAGGUCUGAGUCGUUUCUAUGGAAACCACUCUUGCCAAUCAAGAGUGAGCUUGUUGGAAGUCGAUAUUUGAAAGCAGGCUACACAAAAUCUGUCAAACAUUUCAAACGUUGGAUCUAAGACCACAUCCAUUUAUUGACACAUCUAAUUGCCCAGUUAGUAAAAAAUAUCAAGAAAAAAUAGGGUUAGCAAGAACAUGCUAAAAAAGUAGCAGAGAAGGAAUGAUUUUUCUGACAAAUAGAAUAACUGAGUAAUGGCUGUUUUAUUUCCUAAUAGAAGUCUAUAGGAUUUUUUUCCCAAAAAUAAUUUUCUUUCCAUUUUUAUUUAGACCCAAAAAAUAAAGAUGUUCAGCUUUUUGCGUCAGUAUAGUCAAAAUCUCUCAUAUUUUCUCAUUUUCUCCUUAAGUCAAAAAUGACACUUUAAAGCAAGAAAAACAUUAAAUAACUACAUUUAUCAGUUAUAACCUUUUACUGUCUUCCAUAGCUUUCUGAUGUUUUUGUGUUUUUCACAUGGCAGGCAUUAUAUUUUAAAAGAACAGGUAAUAUUUUAGUAUCUGCAUCAUUAAAUGAAAACGUAAACUUGUUAGAUGCAUUUAUUUUGAAAUAUUGGCUUCUUGGAAGCAGGGGGUACUUCCGGUUUGGAACGCGAAUUUUUUAGUCAACCAGUCCUCCGUGACGUCACUGAGAACUCACAUAAUAAAAACAAUUAAAUAAAAGACUAUACGGUGUCACAUUUUUUUGUACAUAUUUGAACAAGUGAAAGAGUGAACUAGAGAAUCUAGUGUUUACUUUUAGGGGUCCAAUCAGCGUUAAAUGCGAACAGCACGUCACGCUAGUUGCGUUCCAUGAGCUUGGUUAAAUCCACACUCGAUUAAACACUACCAAAAUGCUCGAACAAAUAAAAGGAAUUUACACGUGAGUGAUGAAUUACAUCGACCCUCGUCUUAUAACGACGAGUAACAAAUGACUGCGUCACUGAAACCCACUGACCUCAACAAUGCCCGUUUUUUUUAUUUACAUUUUUCCGAGGCGCUUGAAUGCAGCACUGCAGAGCAGCUAGCAUGGUUCGUUGAUUCGUGACAGAUUAAAGACGUCUGUUGCGACGGACUUCUAUUGCAGCUCCCCCAGGGAAAAAGAGAGCAGAAAAGCAGAAGCAUGUCCGGCGUUCAGAUCCGGAAGUACCAGGAGGAGGACGCGGAGAGCGUGAAGGAGGUGUUCACGUUGGGCAUGAGCGAGCACAUCCCCUCCUCCUUUGUGCACGUUCUCAAACAGCCUCUGACCCAGAUGGUGCUGAUGUGCACCUUCUGCGCGCUGAUAACCAGCUCCAAGUCCUUCCUGCUGCCCGUCCUGGCCGUCACCCUCCUGCUGGCGGUGGCCCGGCUGGGUAUCGUCUACAUGUUCAACAGGUACAUCGAGGCCACGCUCAGCAGCGACCUUCGGGACGUGACUACCAGCUACCUGAGGAGCCCGGACUCCUGCUUCUGGGUGGCUGAAAGCGAGGGGCGGGUGGUGGGCACGGUGGCCUGUCUGCCUGCAGAGAACGCGCCCGGCUGCUUGGAGCUGAAGCGUAUGUCGGUGCGCCGCAGUCAUCGCGGACGGGGCAUCGCUAAGGCUCUGUGUAGGACGGUGGAAGACUUCACCCGGGACAGGGGUUACGCCGCCGUGGUCCUCCACACCUCCAUGGUAGCAAUAGAUGCUCAGAAACUGUACGAGCACAUGGGCUUCAAAAGGAUCAGGGAGUUUGUUCUGCCUGACUUUUUUGGUAAAAUCAUCAACUUCACUCUGAUUGAGUUCAGACUUGAUCUCCAGCCAGACGGACAAAGUGAUUGAAAGUUCAGAAGUUCAUGAGAAAGCCUCAUCUGCAUCUAAACAUGGCAAAAAAAUAAAAAGGUGAAUUUAAGUUUUUUAUUGCACUGCACUUAAUCUUUCAGUGUAAAACAGAGGAAAGUAGGAAUGUUUGAUUUUUGUGUCUUAAUUAUGCAAAGUUUGUAAAGUUCUGCUGCCUUUUCUGCCAGAACUCUGGGUUUCUGAAUGUCUUUGUGCCUGUAAAUGAAUAUUUGACAACUCAAGAAAUCAGAAAAUAGUUUUGAAACUAGAAUUUAUACAAGUUGUUCUUGAAUGCACCAGGUCAAGGGUCUGGACAGUGUGGCAUUCAGGGAACCUUAAGAAAGGUUUUGUUUCAAUGGAGCCUUGCAAUGCAGAAAGUGAUUCACAAAAUGGAGAAACUGGUGACAAUAAAGCAACUAUAUCUACA
Messenger RNA from Oryzias latipes (Japanese medaka), 3130 nucleotides. It is a transcript of the gene nat8, whose product is annotated as N-acetyltransferase 8. The record is from RefSeq and is a predicted model, not a curated record. Gene Ontology annotation, molecular function: N-acetyltransferase activity. Lineage: Eukaryota; Metazoa; Chordata; Actinopteri; Beloniformes; Adrianichthyidae.